Messenger RNA from Drosophila grimshawi, 770 nucleotides. RefSeq lists its product as uncharacterized. Lineage: Eukaryota; Metazoa; Arthropoda; Insecta; Diptera; Drosophilidae. The record is from RefSeq and is a predicted model, not a curated record. The coding region runs from base 47 to 658 and encodes 203 amino acids. The transcript has a single exon.
UUAUUAUUGAUAACAAGAUAUACAUAUAUAUAUAUAGAUAUAUAUAAUGUCCAAGUGUUCGCGUUUGGAACGGGAGAUAAUUCUAUUGCGCCAGGAGCUGGCCAUAACCCGAUUGGAUCGCGACGAACUCUAUCGCAAAUUGGGCGAUAAAAAGUCACAUUUGGAUUUGGGAAAGCGAGUAAAAUCGAAUCCAACCAAUCAGGAUUUGUACAUUGCCUAUUUGGAGGAGCAGAUACAAACGACGCGGCUGAAAUACAAGAAACAAAUGGGCGAUGUCAAAUCCAGUGCCGGACUCUUGGAAACGAAGCUGCAAAAUGUGCGGCAGGAGAUGAACUGCAUCACGGCCAAGGCACACCAAGUGGAUGAAUUGGAAAAGACGGUGACAAUACUAAAGGCCAAACUGCAACGACGGGACGCGAUUAUAGCCCGAUACAAUGAACAACAUGCCGCGUUCCUGGGACUAAUUAAUAAUUUGGGCCAGAAUUCAGUUGAGGCAUUGAGCGCUGAACACCAAAUGAAAGAUCAUAGCAAAUCCGAGAGUGAAAUUCAGUUAAGAGACGAUCGUGUUGACGAUAGAAAGCAAUUCUCGAAAUCAUUAUUAAGCUUUCCAUGCCUGGGCUCAGCACUCAAGCACAAACUGAAGCGGAAACCAGAUUAAAACUCUUAAAUGAUUCCCAGGCUGAAAUAUUUCCUUCUUUUCUUUUAUCAAUUUACUUUUAAAUUCAUGGAUUGUCAACAGUAUUAUGUGUGAUUAAAGAUUUGAUAUUUUA